AGGGGCGGGGCUUCCGCUUCCGGUGGUGGAUUGUUGACGCCUGCGGCUGCUGCGGUGGCGACCGGGGCGUUGGGGAGGGGCCAGUGGGGCAGGAAGACAGCGCCGUGACAGGACCGCCGAGGGUGCCGCUGAGGCGACCAUGGCAGAGGGGCCAGAGGAAGCCCGAGGCCGCCCUCCCGGGCAGGACGACGGCGGAGGGGACCGCGAGCCCGUCCCUUCCCUGAAAGGCCCUCCUGCCGCCGCCGCCUCACGGCCCCGGGAGGAUCCGCAGGCCGAACCCCAGGCCCCGGGCCGGCCCCCAAGCCUGGGCCUCGCGCUCGCUGCGGCCGCCACCGAGGAGCGGGAGCCGCCGCGCGAGCCCGGGAAGCGCGAGGAGGCGGCCUCCGGCUCGGGUGCGGGGCCGCAGGAGCCGGCGGGGUGCGAGGCGCCAGAGGCCGCGGCGCCACGGGAGAGGCCGGCGCGGCUGAGCGCCCGAGAGUACUCCCGGCAGGUACACGAGUGGCUGUGGCAGUCCUACUGCGGCUACCUGACCUGGCACAGCGGCCUGGCCGCCUUCCCCGCCUACUGCAGCCCCCAGCCGCCCACGCCGACCUACCUCUCGGGCGCCGGCGCCGCCCCCCAGGCCGCGCCGCCCCCCCAGCUGGCCUAUUACAGCCCCUUCUACUUCCUGAGCGCCGCGGCUGCCGGGCCUGAGCCGGGGGCGGCUCCCGGCGUCACCACCCCCGCCCCCGUCGCCGGCCUCGGACCCCGGGCUCCUCACGUGCAGGGAUCCGUCCGGGCAGCCCCAGUGACGAGGGUAGGAUCCGCCGGCCCUUCGCGAACCCCGAGCGAGACCGGGCGGCAGGCAGGCAGAGAGUAUGUUAUUCCAUCCUUGGCCCACAGAUUUAUGGCAGAGAUGGUGGAUUUCUUUAUUCUCUUCUUUAUAAAAGCAACCAUUGUCUUAAGCAUAAUGCACCUCAGUGGAAUAAAGGAUAUCUCUAAGUUUGCUAUGCAUUAUAUAAUAGAAGAAAUAGAUGAAGACACAUCAAUGGAAGACUUGCAGAAAAUGAUGGUUGUGGCUCUUAUAUACAGAUUAUUAGUUUGUUUCUAUGAGAUAAUUUGCAUUUGGGGAGCAGGUGGAGCUACCCCAGGGAAGUUCCUGCUAGGGCUUCGAGUUGUGACAUGUGAUACAUCAGUGCUUAUUGCACCAAGUCGGGUUUUAGUGAUUCCUUCCUCAAAUGUUAGCAUUACAACGUCCACUAUACGAGCUUUGAUCAAGAAUUUUUCUAUUGCUUCUUUUUUCCCUGCUUUCAUCACACUGCUGUUUUUUCAGCAUAAUCGAACAGCCUAUGACAUUGUAGCAGGAACCAUUGUGGUAAAAAGAAAUGGGGUCAGAUGAUGCCCAGAAAAGCCUGAAUUCCAUACUCGGGAAUAAUGACAAGACUAAAUUAUGUAUCAAGGCCAUCAGUAUCCCUGGGUUACAUUAAUUGAUGAUUUAGAAAUUAAAGGAGUCACUCCAGUGUGAUGCAGGUGACUAUUCUGAAAGUAUUGAUUUUACUUGAAUGCCAAAGAACUUUUUCAGAAGAAAAAUCUGUUAAAUUCAAGUGUUAAAAUUUUUAGAUCAAAAAG
Molecule: messenger RNA, 1608 nt
Organism: Ceratotherium simum simum (southern white rhinoceros)
Lineage: Eukaryota; Metazoa; Chordata; Mammalia; Perissodactyla; Rhinocerotidae
Gene: FAM8A1
Product: family with sequence similarity 8 member A1
Source: RefSeq, a predicted model, not a curated record